This is a messenger RNA of Cajanus cajan (pigeon pea), 3176 nucleotides long. RefSeq names its product heat shock protein 101 (gene HSP101). NCBI's taxonomy places the organism in Eukaryota, Viridiplantae, Streptophyta, Magnoliopsida, Fabales, Fabaceae. The record is from RefSeq and is a predicted model, not a curated record. Gene Ontology annotation, molecular function: ATP binding; ATP hydrolysis activity. Gene Ontology annotation, biological process: cellular response to heat. Gene Ontology annotation, cellular component: cytoplasm.
UCUGUUCACCAGGAAACGUCCAGAACCAUUUAGACGCAUCUUCUCCUUCAACAAAUACUCCACCUUUCCCUCUUCUUCACCGCUUCAAUUCACUAUCACACAACAACAUCACGCUAAAUUGUUCUCAUUACCAAACCAAACUCUUCGCAAUUGUAUAUAUAUAUAUAUUACCAAACCAUCCUAACUCAAUUUCUCCCAAACCAAACCCUUCGUCUUUCACAUCUCAAGGUUAGAAAUGAAUCCCGACAAGUUCACACACAAAUCAAACGAGGCUCUCGCAGCGGCGCACGAGCUCGCAAUGAGUUCGGGCCACGCGCAGUUCACUCCUCUCCACUUAGCCCACGCGCUGCUCUCCGAUUCCAACGGCAUUUUCUCCCAAGCGAUAACCGCCGCGGGCGGCGAGGACUCCGCACGCGCCGUGGCGCGCGUGCUGAGCCAAGCCCUGAAGAAGCUCCCCUGCCAGUCGCCGCCGCCGGACGAGAUUCCCGCGAGCACCAGCCUCGUGAAGGCCAUCAGAAGGGCACAAGCGGCGCAGAAGUCGCGCGGCGACACGCACUUGGCCGUCGAUCAAUUAAUCCUCGGAAUCCUCGAAGACUCCCAAGUCGGAGAGCUGCUGAAGGAGGCCGGCGUGGCGGCGGCGAGGGUGAAGUCGGAGGUGGAGAAGCUUCGCGGGAAGGAAGGGAGGAAGGUCGAAAGCGCUUCCGGGGACACGAAUUUUCAGGCUUUGAAGACUUAUGGGCGUGACCUUGUUGAACAAGCGGGGAAGCUUGACCCCGUUAUUGGGCGUGACGAGGAGAUAAGAAGGGUGGUGAGGAUUUUGUCACGCAGGACUAAGAAUAACCCCGUUUUGAUCGGUGAACCGGGUGUUGGAAAAACCGCGGUGGUGGAAGGGUUGGCGCAGAGGAUAGUAAGAGGUGAUGUUCCCAGCAAUCUUUCUGACGUGAGGCUCAUUGCGUUGGACAUGGGGGCGUUGGUGGCGGGUGCGAAAUACAGGGGUGAGUUUGAGGAGCGGUUGAAGGCGGUUUUGAAGGAAGUGGAGGAGGCUGAGGGGAAGGUCAUUUUGUUCAUUGAUGAGAUUCAUUUGGUUCUUGGUGCUGGUCGCACGGAGGGGUCCAUGGAUGCUGCGAAUCUCUUCAAGCCUAUGCUUGCUCGUGGCCAGCUUAGGUGCAUUGGCGCCACCACGCUCGAGGAGUAUCGCAAGUAUGUGGAGAAGGAUGCUGCGUUUGAGAGGAGGUUUCAGCAGGUUUUUGUGGCGGAGCCUAGUGUGAGUGACACCAUUAGUAUUCUUCGUGGCUUGAAAGAGAGAUAUGAGGGACAUCAUGGUGUUACAAUUCAGGAUCGUGCUUUGGUUAUCGCAGCUCAACUCUCUAGCCGCUACAUUACCGGGCGUCAUCUUCCUGACAAGGCUAUUGAUUUAGUGGACGAGGCUUGUGCGAAUGUGAGGGUUCAGCUUGAUAGCCAGCCUGAGGAAAUUGAUAAUCUUGAGAGGAAGAGAAUGCAGCUGGAAGUGGAACUUCACGCUCUGGAGAAAGAGAAGGAUAAAGCCAGCAAAGCCCGUCUUGUAGAAGUGCGGAAAGAACUUGAUGACUUGAGAGACAAACUUCAACCUUUGAUGAUGAAGUACCGAAAAGAGAAGGAGAGGGUUGAUGAGAUUCGGAGGCUCAAGCAGAAACGAGAAGAGCUUCUCUUUGCUUUGCAAGAGGCUGAGAGGCGAUAUGAUUUGGCUAGAGCUGCAGACCUGCGAUAUGGGGCAAUUCAAGAGGUGGAAACUGCAAUCCAACAGCUUGAAGGGAACACUGAUGAAAACUUGAUGUUGACCGAGACUGUUGGACCUGAGCAAAUAGCUGAGGUUGUGAGCCGCUGGACUGGUAUACCAGUGACGAGGCUUGGCCAAAAUGAAAAACAAAGGUUGAUUGGACUUGGUGACAGAUUGCACAACAGAGUUGUAGGGCAAGACCAAGCUGUUAAUGCUGUUGCUGAGGCUGUUUUGAGAUCGAGAGCUGGGCUAGGUAGGCCUCAACAACCAACUGGUUCAUUCUUAUUUCUUGGUCCAACUGGUGUUGGCAAAACUGAGCUGGCAAAGGCUCUUGCUGAGCAACUCUUUGAUGAUGAAAACCAACUGGUGAGGAUUGACAUGUCCGAGUACAUGGAGCAGCACUCAGUUUCAAGAUUGAUCGGUGCACCACCAGGGUAUGUUGGACAUGAGGAAGGUGGACAACUAACUGAAGCUGUAAGACGAAGACCUUACAGUGUGGUGCUUUUUGAUGAAGUGGAGAAGGCACAUACAUCUGUGUUUAAUACUCUUCUUCAAGUUUUGGAUGAUGGAAGGUUAACUGAUGGACAAGGGCGUACUGUGGACUUUAGAAACACUGUCAUUAUCAUGACCUCAAACCUUGGAGCAGAGCACCUCCUUAGCGGACUUUCAGGAAAAUGUUCCAUGCAAGUUGCUCGGGAUCGUGUAAUGCAGGAGGUGAGAAGACAUUUUAGGCCAGAGUUGUUGAAUCGACUUGAUGAAAUUGUGGUAUUUGACCCUCUUUCACACGAGCAAUUGAUGAAGGUUGCAAGGUUACAGAUGAAGGAUGUUGCUAGUCGUCUUGCUGAGAGAGGAAUUGCUUUGGCAGUGACAGAUGCAGCACUAGACUAUAUUCUUGGCGAGAGCUAUGAUCCGGUGUAUGGUGCUAGACCAAUUAGGAGGUGGCUUGAGAAGAAGGUGGUGACAGAGCUUUCUAGAAUGCUUAUAAGGGAAGAGAUUGAUGAGAAUUCAACAGUUUACAUAGAUGCUGGACCAAAAGGGAGUGAGCUGGCCUACCGUGUAGAAAAUAAUGGAGGGAUUGUUAAUGCUACAACUGGGCAGAAGUCAGAUAUCUUGAUCCAUAUACCUAACGGACCUAAAACUGAUGCAGCUCAAACAGUCAAGAAGAUGAAGAUUCAGGAAAUUGACGAUGAUGAAAUGGAAGAGUGAAUUUUAUGAUAACUGUAAAAAUGGUUUGAUGGCUAAAGUUUCAGCUUUUUGUUCCUCUUAAAUUUCCUUUUUUUGUUUUUGUUUUAUUAUAUAUAUUCUGAAAGGGUGUGAGUGAAAAAUGAAAGUCCGUAGCGCCUGCAUUUUGUUUGAUCAAUAAAAUUUCUCUUUGUAGAUAAAUUGAUUACUAAAGUGAGGUGGACAACAUUUGAAUGAA